Messenger RNA from Bradysia coprophila, 1767 nucleotides. RefSeq lists its product as uncharacterized. The record is from RefSeq and is a predicted model, not a curated record. Lineage: Eukaryota; Metazoa; Arthropoda; Insecta; Diptera; Sciaridae.
AGUUGUAUUAUGCUCGUUGUAGCGUCAAUAUACUCAAUAUGUUCAAAACUUUGGUACACUUUCACUUGCCGUGUGCUCAACACACCGCACAUCUGACAUUAUUUUAUUUUUCAUAAUCAGUACAUAUCUUAAGAUACACCACUGCAUACACAACCAGAGGAAGAAAAAAAAAUUGUAAAACGGAAACUCUUCGAUCGACCGUUGUAUACAUAGCUUGUUGUUGUUUAUAUUCGGAGAGCUGUAAUUGUAAAUUGUAGGCCAUUCGGUCGAGUUUUGUUGGAUUAAUCAGAGUAAUAAAUUGAUUUGAAAAAAAACCUCGCUGGUAAAAGAGACAAAAUUGAAAUUUUGAAAUUAAAUUUUUGUGUUCAUUGUUUUGGUUUCAUCGGAAUUAAAAUAUCGGGGAAAAGUAAAUAACAAAAAAAAACCUUAGUGCUCGCUAUAAACAUCGCAUAAUAUUUAUAGUGUGUACCGGGGGGGUUGUUGAUAUGUAAAACGAGAACCACACUCUCUGUGACACCAAUAUGUUUGUAACUAAAAUUAAAUGAAAAAAAUAAAUUAACAUUUCGGACUGACUGGUUAGAUUGGAUUUCAAUUUUAUUAUUGAAGGAUUUGCCGCGUCGGUUAUUACAAAAACAUAAAACAAUUAUUUUAUAAAGUUGACCAUAUAUAUAACUGCAUUGUGCGAGAACAUAAAUGUACCUACGAAUGUGAUAUACAUACGGUUUUAUGUGUAAUAAAACCUGUGCUUUGUUAUGCAAAUAACGAGAUCAAAAGUUAAAAUUUAAUUAAUUUGGUGGUUUGUAUGCGUUUCAUUUUAAAAAAAAUUGUUUUAAAUUACAUUUAACGUGCGAAAGUCACAAACGCUGUUGCAGCCAAAGUGAUACAUAACCGGGACAUAUAAGCCGAAAAAGUUCAUUUCAAUCAAAACGGGAAAAUUAUUUUCGACUCACAAACGAGAGGCAAUUUCACCAUGUUAAUGAAACUGUGGUUUUUGUCAUCAAUGUCGAUGGCUGCAAUGUUGCUAACACUUUUGCUCAUCGACGAACCGAAACAGGCAAUCGCUCAGCAAGAGCCGAUUUUCGAACUACCUGUACAAUUGGUUGGAUUUCCGGUCAUUAUAUUGGCGGUUCGAUUAUCGAAUUUCGUGAAAAAGUUGUCUUACUCGCUCAGUCCACAAACAUACCAAUCACGAAGCCGUCGUUCCACACAAUGGCAAAUCGAUCCGGAUUUCAUCAACAUAUCGAAAGAAGCAAUCGAUAUAACAUCGGCAGAAAAGCAAAUCCUAACCGAACUUGGACCGAAAGCUUGUGUUUUGGAAGAACCUUGUCGAUUCCAUGCCGGCCGUCAUCGGACCAAUGGCGAACAGCCCGAUUGGAACAACAUAUUACGCAACUACAAGAACCAGUCAAGUGGAAUGAAGCAAUGGUAUCUGUUGUCCGUAUUUCUGGGCGAUGUCAUUCGUGAUGUUCCACUAUGCAAGAAGCUGGCCAAACGACUACGAUGUGACCGAGACGAAAAAGUAUUUGUGCGAGAUUGAAUUGACUGUAUUUGCGAUGUGUGAUGCUGGUGGCUGUGGAUCGUUGGAUGUGAAUUAGUCAGUCGAUUAUGUUGAGUGUGUUUUUAAGCGGAAAAUCAUCGAGAUCUUUUUUUUUGUGCUUGGGUCAAUUAAAUUAGUUGAAUUAGUUCUUAAGAAACAUAAAUUGUAUGUGUGCGCAGCUGGUCAAUAAAAUGUUAAGUUGGACAAAUAAAAACCAAAUUAAGAAGAAA